Molecule: messenger RNA, 1579 nt
Organism: Arabidopsis lyrata subsp. lyrata
Lineage: Eukaryota; Viridiplantae; Streptophyta; Magnoliopsida; Brassicales; Brassicaceae
Product: lipid phosphate phosphatase delta
Exons: 8
Coding region: 264-1499 (411 amino acids)
Cellular component (GO): endoplasmic reticulum membrane
Molecular function (GO): sphingosine-1-phosphate phosphatase activity
Source: RefSeq, a predicted model, not a curated record
AUUGGUUUAAAUCAAUCUCUGUCUUUCUCUUUCUCUCUGCCAGCAAACAUCCAUUGGAGCUCCUCACUAUACGGCUGAAGAGAGAGAGAGAGAGAGAGAGAGACCAUCUCCUAAUUUUCCAUACAAAAGACUUUGGGGAUCAUAUUCUGUGGUUUUUGACUUUGUGAAACCUAGCCAGAAAAUCUACCAACAACUGCCUCAAAUUCUCUCUCCUCUUUCUUGAAACCGGGAAAGAGGGAGGGAAGAAGAUUCUAGAAAGAUCAAUGGAAGGUUCAGGGACAUGGCAAGGCUUGAUCCUCGUUGGUAUUGUCACAUGGAUCUGUGCUUCUUCUUAUCUCAAAUUUACCCAUAAAUUUAGAUCUCUCUUACAACCAUGGGUCACUCGUCAAGUCGUCGGUGGUGUUCCUCUCAUUCUCAGAAUCCAGAAAUGUCAGAAUGGAGUGUUGGAUGCUUUCUUCUCAGGACUAUCAUGUGUUGUCUCUGUGCCCUUUUACACUGCUUUCUUGCCUUUGCUCUUCUGGAGUGGACAUGGUAGAUUGGCUAGGCAGAUGACUCUCUUGAUUGCCUUCUGUGAUUACUUGGGAAAUUGCAUUAAGGAUGUGGUAUCUGCUCCUAGGCCAAGCUGCCCACCGGUUAGAAGGAUUACUGCCACAAAAGAUGAGGAAGACAAUGCAAUGGAAUAUGGCUUGCCUUCUUCACAUACUCUUAACACUGUUUGUUUAUCCGGCUAUCUUCUCCAUUAUGUGUUAUCCUCCUUGGAACACGAAACUGUGUCUAUCCAAUACUAUGGAUUUGCCCUUGCUUGUUUGCUGGUAGUCCUAAUCGCCUUCGGAAGGAUUUACUUGGGUAUGCACAGUGUCGUCGAUAUCAUCAGUGGUCUUGCCAUAGGAGUUCUGAUUCUAGGUCUUUGGCUUAUCGUCAACGAAAAAAUUGACGAUUUCAUUACAUCAAAACAGAAUGUUAGCUCCUUCUGGACCGCGUUGAGUUUCUUAUUGCUCUUUGCUUAUCCAACCCCUGAGCACCCAACUCCUAGCUACGAGUACCACACUGCCUUCAACGGGGUUACCUUAGGGAUUGUUACCGGAGUGCAGCAAACGUACACUCAAUUCCACCACGAAGCUGCUCCACGAAUCUUCUCACCAGAGCUCCCUAUUUUAUCCUACCUUGGUAGAGUCAUGGUGGGGAUACCGACAAUACUCUUAGUGAAGUUCUGCAGUAAAUCUCUUGCAAAAUGGACUUUACCAACAGUAUCCAACGCACUUGGGAUUCCAAUAAGAUCCAGCAUGUACAUUCCCAAGCUCAAGGUCGAUAAGGUGUAUGCAAGUGGGAAGAAGACAGACGAACCCAAGAACUCAGUUGGAUAUUUGCAGAAACUAUGUGAGCUCUUGAGCCAGGACUCGUUUGAUAUUGAUACUGGUAUUAGGUUCUUCCAAUAUGCAGGCCUUGCCUGGUCUGUUGUUGAUCUUGUUCCUUCGCUAUUCUCUUAUGCUAACUUGUAGUGACAGUUCCAUUGUGUGAUUUUAUAAAAUCAAUGCAUGUACAUGACAUUUGUUCAUCAACUCGUAUUCACUUGACCAUA